This is a messenger RNA of Lingula anatina, 1618 nucleotides long. RefSeq lists its product as uncharacterized. The record is from RefSeq and is a predicted model, not a curated record. NCBI's taxonomy places the organism in Eukaryota, Metazoa, Brachiopoda, Lingulata, Lingulida, Lingulidae.
CUAUGACCACUGAUGCAGAAGGGGUUACUACAAAUCCAGGAGCAGAAACUGUCUCAAGCAGCAACGCAGGGGAUUUCACUACAACUGCCACUCUUCCGCCUUCCAUUCACUCUGGGACAGCAGGUCCUUCCAGCACAGAGGGGUUAGUGAAUGGAGUAGUGACAUUAAAUCCUACACUUGAGUCAGAGAAUCAGGUUAGAGAGACCACAGUCGGGGCCACUUUAGACAUCCGCACAGAUGCAGGGACAACAGUAGGCACUACGCUUGCUAGAGGUUCACCAGCUUCUAGCGAAGAAAUACUUACAAGUUCAGAAGACAGUUCAACGACGUCGACCACACCUGUUGCUUCCACGGGCUGUGCCUGUCAGACGCCGGAACCGACAUCCGAUACGGGUGAUAUCCGUCUGCUUUUCGUAGAUGGUGAAACAGGAAACCUCCCUGAUUUGGCUUUUGGUAAAGCAGCGAAUCAAAGUUCGACGUACGGGGACGAUGUUGCUGCUAAUGUUCUGGACGGGGCGGAAAGUACCUGCUCCCGUACCCUGGCAGGUCCUGGGGCGUGGUGGAUGGUGGACCUCGGCACGGAGGCAACCAUUCACAAUGUUAUCGUGUCUGACGCCCAAACAGGCGCUUUUCAGGUGCGGGUGGGUUCGUCGUUCGGCAGUGGUGCCGUGAUAUCGGAAGAAUUUUCUUUCUGUGGUAACUUCCAAGGCACGAAUUCCCUGAAUGGCACCACAGUGACGUGUGUAGGGCCGAUGUGGGGUCGCUACGUGGCUAUUUUACCAGCCAACUCUCAAGACUCGACCUCUGUCAGAUUGUGUGAGGUCAGAGUUCAAGGCCAACCAAUAGUCCAGAACGCGCUUUUCAAGCGCAAAGGACAAGGUGUCCGCUCUGGCGACAUCCUUAAGGUGGCUAACACUAGGAUCCUCUCCGAGUGCGGAGUCCUCUGCUUAAACCACUACGGCUGUGGCUCUUUCAAUGUCAAACCCGUGGGCGCUGGAAUCCGCCUGCUUCAAUGUGAACUAGUGGCGGGAGAAAAGAACACGGAUGAACUGGAAUCGAGUGAACAGAGUGAUUAUUACAUUCUUGUAAACUAGCAAACUAUUCCAAUUUUGUCACACUACGUCGUUAAGUUUUGUGCUUUGACUGUGAUUUUGCGCUUGAGAAUAACGUUGUAAAUGUUUGAGAAUACCUUAACAUCCGUCCAACAAAAUCAUGCGCUUAAUAUUGUGUGAUAGGAUAUUCUUAUUUGUAAAGGUUUAUGGUGCAGGCUAUCUGUUAGAUCUAUACCUUGCAUUUAAACGGAUAAAGGCAUGCAUUAUUCAAGCUCAAUAAUAUUUUUUUCUUCAGAUACAAUGUACAUCUGUGAGUUUAUUUAAGAAAAAAGAGAAAUGUUUCAAGUGUCAACCAUUAACUAUCUGCAAGAAAAGAAGGGGUUUAUUUGCCUGUGAUAAGAUAAGAGCCCGUGUUGUCACCAAGCAUUUAACAUACAGAACAUCCUUCUUGAAAUCAAUAUACUUAUACGAGUCGAUAAUACUUAGGAUUUGGUCGAAGACGAAGUAGAUAAUUGUGGUAUUUGCCAGAAAAGAUAUUGAAAUUAAGAAUUAGUAUUGCCCUCCAU